This is a messenger RNA of Gasterosteus aculeatus aculeatus (three-spined stickleback), 1283 nucleotides long. RefSeq lists its product as uncharacterized. The record is from RefSeq and is a predicted model, not a curated record. Lineage: Eukaryota; Metazoa; Chordata; Actinopteri; Perciformes; Gasterosteidae.
GUUCUCCCGGAUCACCGACAAUAACCUGGUUGUUUUUAUCUGGGACUGCGCUCUUUAAUUUGCAUCGGCCCCCGGCGUGCGUCGCUAAUUGGUUUCCCCCUCUGCUGUUGCGUGAGAAGAAACCGCUGCCUCUAGUGUUCCCCGCACAUGCGGUUCUCCACACUUUGCUAAAUCUCAGAUGUAAACUUAAAGACUGCAGGGGUUUUCUGUCUUUCACUCCCUACACUUGUGUUCCCCUGUGUCACGAUGGGCAGCUGUAGCUCAGCCCUCGUUCCCGGAAACACUCGCGAUGGAGGAGGGAAGGAAAGAAAACCAGAGUAAGGAACCAGAUUCCUUAACAACUCAAGAAAACUCUCAGGAAACACGCCGAAAUGGGCCCGCGCGGCAUGCCAGGGCAGCCGGGUCCAUGCAGGCCUUCACCUCCCUGUCACCAAAGGCUCUCUCCGCUGUGCUCCACCAGACGGCCCGUCCCGGCCCCGACUCCGGGGCAAGGAGGGAUCCCGGCCCCGACCCUGACUCCGGCCCCGGGGCAAGCAGGGAUCCCGGCCCCGGGCCAAGCAGGGACUCCGGCCCCGACUCCGGCCCCGGGCCAAGCAGGGACCCCCCCCACCUGGAACAGCUGCAGACGGAGCUGAGAGACCUGAGGGACCAGUUUGGGCGGAUGAAGAGUCAGCACAACAAGGAAAUCAAACUGCUGAUGAGUGAGCUCGACGAGGAGAAAAAGAUCCGCCUGACUUUGCAGAUGGAGGUUCAACGUAUGAAGAAGCACAUGUCUAAAUGAGGGCAGUGGAGAGCUUCUUCCUUAUCAACGACACGUUGAAAGUCCUGCUGCACACUGAUGAACUAUAUUUUUUUUAGAAAAAUCCACCUUGCUACAUUUUUUGGGGUCGGCCUAAAGGGCUGAACGUUUCAAUGAUGUCAAAUAGUUUUGUAAUGUUUGUAGGUGGAUUCUUAAUUAAUAACUGCAGCAUCUGAAGGGUGCCCAUCCUGUAAUGGGGAGAAAUGCCGUUUGAGUCGUCUUGAGGUUUUUCGUAAAGAGGAGAAUGUGUUUUGUUCCCACGGCUGUUGGCACGAGUACGCAUCGGACUGCAGAACGCGCUUUCAAUCCUUUGUCCGUCAUCCGACUGUGUGGAAAACGGAGAGAGGGGCACAUAUCGAUUUGAUCAGCGAUCGCUAGUCUAUGAUAAUGUAACAAAACCGCUCUUAUUUUAAGAGCAUUUUACUUACUAAAAAUGUGAAUUCGCCUUUUGAUCGUAUAAAAAAUGUUUUGACCAAACAGUGAA